AUUGUGAACUCCUGCUCAGCAAGAAUGGAUCGACAACAUCUUCUGCAGAUAUUAGCGCUCUCUUAUCUCCUUUUCUUUCAGGCUGUGAUUGGUACAGGCGAACUAAACGAAGUUGAAUCAAGGAAGAAAUUCUGUUCAACUCAAGGCCCACCAGGCCCAGCAGGUCGGGAUGGAUUACCAGGACGAGAUGGAGCACUAGGACGGGAUGGACUACCGGGACGGGAUGGUGCACCUGGACCCAAGGGGGAAGUGGGACCACCAGGACCAGCUGGAAUCAAAGGAGAGCCUGGGACCCAAAGGAGAUGGAAACAGUGUUUUUGGAACCACAUCAAUUCUGAGACUGAUAAUGGACGAGUUCUGGAAUGUCCAUUCACCAAGGCUACCCCAAACACAUACCUCCGUGUAGUUUACAUGGGUAAUAUUCGCGUCGCCGGUUGCAAACACUGUUGCAUGAGGUGGUUUUUCACCUUUAACGACAUCGAAUGCAGGGCACCCGCCGCCAUUGAUGCUGUUGUGUACCAGAAUCUCGAUCUGAACAUCCAUCGCUCCGCCAACAUAGAAGGCUACUGCACAGGAAUCGCCAAAGGCCUAGUGCGUGUUGGCUUGCACGUCGGUCAGUGCCAUGGUUAUGGUAUUUUCAACGCCUACACCGGCUGGAACUCAGUGAGCAGGAUCAUUAUUGAGGAGAUUGAGCCCCCUGUUGCUUAAAUAGGUAGCAGUGCUCUUUCCACCCAAGUGUACAGUUCUUGAUUUAUCAUAAGGGCAGUCAAAUGUUGAAUUGUUAACGGGGCAUAGUUAGGCUCACUGAAUUAAGGGUGUCUUGACUGUAUUGGGUGGGACUCAUCACAAAAUAUGGAAAUAAACCUGCGGAGAAACUUA
Messenger RNA from Pocillopora verrucosa, 879 nucleotides. RefSeq names its product collagen triple helix repeat-containing protein 1-like. The record is from RefSeq and is a predicted model, not a curated record. NCBI's taxonomy places the organism in Eukaryota, Metazoa, Cnidaria, Anthozoa, Scleractinia, Pocilloporidae.